Zymoseptoria tritici IPO323 is the source of this 2721-nucleotide messenger RNA. RefSeq lists its product as uncharacterized. Gene Ontology annotation, molecular function: protein binding; oxidoreductase activity. NCBI's taxonomy places the organism in Eukaryota, Fungi, Ascomycota, Dothideomycetes, Mycosphaerellales, Mycosphaerellaceae. The record is from RefSeq and is a predicted model, not a curated record. The coding region runs from base 1 to 2721 and encodes 906 amino acids. The transcript is spliced from 4 exons.
AUGGUCGUGAAGCCUGAGGUUGUUGUACGACCGCGAGCUUCGAUUCCAUCACGACUUCCUGCAGAUGUAUUUGCCAGCCAAUGCAUCGAAGCGGCGACAUCCUCCCGACUGGACCCAUACUCUCUACAUCCGAGCGAGCAUAAAUUAUUGGCCGAUUUGCUGAUGUCAAAGGAAGUCACCGUCUAUCUCAAUGUACGGAACGCGAUCCUCAGAUUAUGGACACAAAAUCCGCUUUGCAGCGUUACACGAGAAGAAGCCGCUGGGUGCGCAAAGGAGAGUCGUUUCUUUGGAAUCGCCGAAGUGGCCUAUCGCUGGCUGAUCCGCAAUGGCUACAUCAACUUCGGCUGCGUCGAAGUUCCGAAGGAUCCCUCUCUACCGAAAAAGAUGAGCAAAGACAUGCGGCAGAGAACGGUGGUGGUGGUCGGAGCAGGCGUUUCCGGCCUUACAACAGCACGCCAGCUGGAAAGUCUCUUCAUGCAAGAAGCAGCCAAGUGGGUGGAGAUGAAUGAACGGCCUCCACGUGUCAUUGUUCUGGAGGGUCGCAACAGAAUAGGUGGACGAGUAUACUCAAAGCCACUCCGAAGCCAGAUCGAGGGCAGUCUGCCGGAUGGUUUGCGCAAUACGGCAGAGAUGGGUGCGAUGAUCGUGACAGGGUUCGAGCAUGGUAACCCGCUGGACACAGUCAUAAGAGGGCAGUUGGGCCUGCGAUACCACCUCAUGAGAGACGCAUUGACGAUUUACGAUACCGACGGCAAGCCCAUUGAAGAGGAAAGAGACAUGCUUAAUACAGAGCUAUACACCGACAUCUCAGAUCGAGCGGGAGCAUACCGAGCGGAGGCACAAAAGCAGGAUACAUUGCGCGGCGACGAAGACCUCAUCAAUCGGUGUCGAGACCCUCCACCGGAUGGAUUCACAGCUUUCACACUCGAGCCGCUUCCUGAUGCUCACAUCAAAUCCCAUAAGCCAUCUGCGAGAAGAGGAAGACGUCGCAACGCUCCUCCUGGGACUGAGAAGCUUACAGGGAGGAGUCAGGUCAUCGAGGGCGGCAGUGCCAUGCAUAGCGCUUCCCGAGCGGCCAAAGACAUGGGUUGGGAAGUCAGAGAUGGCGUGGCGAAGAACCAAAGCGUGUCGUUGCACAAGGCCGCUGCAUCGCGGACGCACCCAACGCUUGGUCAUGUGAUGGACGAGGCCAUCGUCCAAUAUCAGGACUUGAUCGAUCUCACUCCGACCGACAUGAGACUCCUCAACUGGCACCAUGCCAAUCUGGAGUAUGCAAACGCUGCACCUGUCACAUCCUUGAGCUUGAGCGGGCACGAUCAGGACACUGGAAACGAGUUCGAAGGGGCCCAUUCCGAGAUUGUCGGCGGCUAUACACAGCUUCCUCGUGGGCUGAUGAACCUUCCGACCAGGCUCGAUGUGCGUUUCGGUCGUGUCAUCGACAGCAUUCACUACGACAAUGGCGACGAUACUGGCAGCCCACUCACUACCAGGAUUGUCUGCACGGACGGAGAGGUCAUCGAGGCAGAUGAAGUUGUGAUCACGGCACCUCUCGGGGUGUUGAAGACCAGCAUGAUUGAUUUCGACCCGCCUUUGCCGGAUUGGAAGCGAGGCGCCAUCAACAGGAUGGGCUUCGGUCUGCUGAACAAGGUUGUUCUCCUGUACGACGCACCUUUCUGGGACGACGAACGCGACAUGUUCGGCCUGCUGAACGAAGCCGAACGUAAAGGCAGUCUCAAUCCCGCCGACUACCAAAGAAAGAGAGGCAGAUUUUAUUUGAUAUGGAACGCCACCAAGAUAAGCGGACGGCCAAUGCUCGUCGCACUCAUGGCCGGCAACGCUGCGUUCGACGUCGAGCAAACCGAUACCACCACGCUCCUGAGUGAAGUCACGGAGAGACUUCGCAGCGUCUUUACAUCCACCAAAGUCCCUGCACCGCGCGAGGUGAUUGUCACGAGAUGGAAACGAGACCCGUUCUCAAGAGGCACAUACUCGUACGUCGCGCCAGAAACCCGACCAGGCGACUACGACCUCAUGGCCAGGUCGGUGGGCAACCUGCACUUUGCCGGAGAAGCCACGUGCGGAACUCACCCUGCCACUGUGCACGGUGCAUUCCUCUCUGGCUUGCGAGUGGCCUCGGAAGUCAUGGACGACAUGGCGGGUCUGAUUAGUAUUCCGAACCCGCUCGUCGCUGCAGCCCCGAUCAAGCAGGAGCAGACAUCAGACCCCACAUCAAACUCGAACCCGGCCUCGAACCACCCCUUCACCCUCUGCAACCACUCGUCAAAGGCCCUCCCCAAAAAUCCUACCUCCACCUCCGUCAACGAAACCCUCAUCCUCGCGACCAUCCACGCUCGACUCGGCGACCGUCCUCUCAAACCCGCGCGACCGGGCGUUAACCCUUUCCUGCUCUUCACGAAGUCCAAGUGGGAGGAGUGCAAAGCUUACUGUGCGGCGGAGCUGGCGAAUUCAGGAAGGGACAUGAUUCGGCAGACGAUUGGGAAGUGGUGGAAAGCCGCGGGAGAGGAGGAGAAGGAGCCGUUUGUCAAGGCGAGUCGCGAGGCGCAGGAGAUUGCGGAUGCAGCGAGGAGGGAGUGGGAGGAAGGAGGAAAGAGGUGGGAUGAGGAGGCGGCUAGAGUGAGGAGGGAGGUUGUAGAGGAGUUGAAGAACGAGGCUGGAGGAGGUGGUGGAGCGAGUGUGAAAGAGACGGAUAAUGGUGUUUAG